This is a messenger RNA of Lodderomyces pseudojiufengensis, 423 nucleotides long. RefSeq lists its product as uncharacterized. The record is from RefSeq and is a predicted model, not a curated record. The transcript has a single exon. Bases 1 to 423 code for a protein of 140 amino acids. Lineage: Eukaryota; Fungi; Ascomycota; Pichiomycetes; Serinales; Debaryomycetaceae.
AUGUCAACAAGAAAUAAUUUAGCUCAAAAACCAACAGAUACAAGAAGUUCAAUAUUAAGAAGAUAUGGAUUAUUUGCAUCAAUAGCAAUAGCACUUUUUUUAAUAGGUAAAAAACAUAUAGCAUAUAAAAAAGAUCAAAGACAUAAAUUAGAAAGUGAUUCAAAUAUAGAUAACGACCACGAUAAAAAUGAAUUUGAAAUUGGUUAUAAGAGACCUGGGUUUCCUGAAAAUAACCCCAAUUUAAAUUAUGAUGAUUUUAAUAGAGAAAGUAAAUAUAUUGGAAUUGGAGAUGCUUAUAGUUCAAGAAGACCAGGAGAUAGAUUAAGUCUUUAUAAUAUUUUAAAACAAAAAUAUUGGCCUGAUGAUAUUGAAAAAGAAUCAAAUUAUUAUUCUCCAAGUCAAGAUGAUAAAAUUAUUAAAUAA